AUGCAAGUUCUCUGGCUGUUCGCCCUUUCUGCAGCAACGAGGGCAUAUGCAGCCUCUCUAACCCUCCAAACUCCCCGCGUUACUAUCACUGGGCCCGAUGCAGCAGAGCUGCUUUCCGAGUCACUGUCUCUGAAUGCAAAGGCCACGCCGUCGCUGGCACUCGGGCCCUCAGAUGUCCUAAAGCUCACGUUCCAGAUAGUGGAGAGCGAAGAGGGCAAGGGCGUGCAGCCGCACCAAACAUUCCUCCGCUUCUACGACGAGGUUUCGGGCGAGGAGGGCGUGCAGCCCGUCAAGGUGACGGCGGGGGGCAAAGCCAAAUUUGAGCUCAACAUGGCGCGCCCGCCGGCGUCGCUCCCCCCAACGACGACCAACCCGCUCAAAGUGACGCUCCUCCUCGGCUCCUUCGUGCACUCGCCCGCGAAGUAUGAGCUCUUCGAUCUCACUGUGCCCGCCUCCCAGCCGCUCUCACAACACCCGAGCGAGGCCGCCUUCCAUCCCCUCCCCGAGAUCACACACACGUUCCGCCCGGACCAGAAGAUCCCCGCCAAAGCCGUCUCCGCGUUCUUUGCUGGAUUCCUGCUAUGGCCCUGGUUUGUCUUACUGGCCUUGUGGUCUCAAGUCGGUCUGCGCGUCCCGCACCUACUCUCCCCGCACAUCCUCCCCUUUGUCGCAGGCAUUGGGGCGUUUGAGGUGCUUCUCUUUUGGUACUGGGUCGACCUCAAGCUCGGUCAGGUGCUCCUGUAUGGUGGCAUCCUUAGCGUGUUCACCGCGCUCUCUGGCAAGCAGGCACUCGCGAAAACGGCCCAGUGGCGGCUGGGCAGAAAAUGAGUGGAAGCGGAUGCAUAUUCGUCGUUUUGUUGUUUACUGCAUUGCUAUCUAUUAUCACCUGAUUGUUGCCAC
Molecule: messenger RNA, 900 nt
Organism: Postia placenta MAD-698-R-SB12
Lineage: Eukaryota; Fungi; Basidiomycota; Agaricomycetes; Polyporales; Adustoporiaceae
Exons: 4
Coding region: 1-828 (275 amino acids)
Biological process (GO): protein N-linked glycosylation
Cellular component (GO): membrane; oligosaccharyltransferase complex
Source: RefSeq, a predicted model, not a curated record